CUAAAGCGAAUUUCAUUUCAUACCCUCCUCCUCGAUCAGUGUGGGUUCAAAAAGAAGCAUAGACCACUGUAAAAGAUUCUCGCCGGAAUAUACGGACUGUGCUUUAGCAGACGAGAUUUAGCGGCUGAGAUUUCACGUCCCCACCAUAAAGGGCAUAAAUCCAAAUCCUCAUCACCUUCACCCUUCCGAGGCUAGCCUAGCCCUUUUCAUGCCAAGCAUGGAGUCCUGUAAACCUGGACAGCUGAAAGGUAUCUACUUUUUUUCUCCCCAGGUUUAAUUUUUCUGGGUUUUGAUGCUUGAAGAAGGGUGAUGCUGUAAAGGUAUUAAUCUGGAGAAAGUUGGAGGUAUAGAUAAUAUUGAAGCAUAUUGCUCAGAAGCUUUUGGGUUUUGGUGUUGGGAGUUGUAGUUGCGGGCUCAAUGGUCAUGGAUCAAGCCUUGAGUGAGUUGUUGGAAUUCAGGGAUCAAGCUCUUUCGGACUCGAUGUAUAAGAAACUAGAUAGUGGAAUCGGGAACGGUAGUGGUUCAAGUAAGGUACUUGGACAUAAGUAUGCUACUACGGUCCGAGUGCCUCCUACUCAAAUUCCUAGUGAUUUAGCGCCGCAUUUGAGCAUGAAUUCAGAUGGGGAUUCACAGGAAGAUUGUGAUUUUAGUGAUGUGGUUCUCAAGUACAUUAGCCAGAUGCUUAUGGAAGAAGAUAUGGAAGAAAAAACUUGCAUGUAUCAGGAGUCUGCAGCACUUCAUGCUGCAGAGCAAUCUUUUUAUGAGCUUAUUGGAGAGAAGCAUCCUCUGCCGCCUGAUUUGACUCCUGCUGCUGAUCAGAUCCAUGAAAGCCCAGAUGAAAGUCAUUCUUUACAUUCCAGCUGUUGUAGCACUACCUCUACCAGUACUAGUAGUAGCAUUAGGGAUUGUGAUUUGCGUGAGUUUAAGUCUCUCAAUGUUGCUUCUCAGUCGACUUCUCAGUCAUCCCAUGCUUCAUCACAUGGAACCAGUAACAUUGUAGAUGGGUUUGUGGAUUCUCCUGUGAGCACUCUUAGGGUUCCUGACUUUUUCAAUGAGACUGAUUCAAUUAUGCAGUUUAAGAAAGGGUUCGAGGAAGCGAGUAAGUUUCUUCCAAAUGGUAAUAGUCUAAUUGUUGAUUUGGAGAGUAAUACACUGUUGCUUAAAGAGCUGAAGGCAGACGCAACAGAUAUGCUAGUGAAGGUAGACCAGAAGAAUGACAGUGAGUACUCUUCUGCUGGGUCAAGGAGAAAGAAGCAUUCUUAUCAUGACGAUGUGCUUUUAGAAGGGGAAAGGAGUAACAAGCAAUCAUCAGUUUCUACUGAAUCAGCUGUGAGUCCGGAAAUGUUUGACAUGGUUUUGCUAAACUGUGGACAGGGUGAAUCUGCUCUUCGCGAAGCUUUGCAGAAUGGAACAAAAAAGAACAAACCACAAAAUGGUCAGUCAAAGGGGCCGAGUGGUGGAAAAUCCCGUGGGAAGAAGCAGGGAGGUAAAAAGGACGUGGUGGAUUUGAGAACUCUUUUGACGGUCUGUGCACAAGCUAUUGCAGCUGGUGAUGAGAGAACUGGCAACGACUUACUUAAGCGGAUCAGACAGCAUGCUUCUCCGGUGGGAGAUGGGAUGCAAAGAAUGGCUUGCUGUUUUGCUGAUGGUCUUGAGGCACGAAUGGCUGGAUCUGGUACUCAGAUUUACAGAGCCCUUAUAACCAAGCCAACAUCAGCUGCAGAUGUCUUGAAGGCUUACCAUCUAUUUCUCGCCGCUUGUCCAUUCAAGAAGCUAUCAAAUUUCUUCUCAAAUAAGACAAUAAUGAAUGUAUCCGAGAAAGCAACAAGGCUCCACAUUAUUGAUUUCGGUAUUAUGUAUGGUUUUCAAUGGCCUUGCCUCAUACAACGUCUCUCAUCUAGGCCUGGUGGCCCUCCAAAGCUCCGAAUUACUGGGAUCGAUUUUCCAAAUCCAGGUUUCCGACCAGCGGAAAGGGUUGAGGAGACAGGACGACGCUUAGCAAACUAUGCAGAAACUUUUAAAGUUCCAUUUGAGUUCAACGCCAUAGCACAAAAGUGGGACACCAUUCAAAUUGAGGAUCUUAAACUCGAUCGUGAUGAGGUGCUUGUUGUGAAUUCUAUUUACAGACUUAGAAACCUACUUGAUGAGACUGUGGUGGUAGAGAGUCCAAGAGAUAUUGUCCUGAACCUGAUAAGGAAGAUGAAUCCAGAUGUCUACAUACUUGGAGUUGUAAAUGGAGCCUACAGUGCCCCCUUCUUUCUUUCAAGAUUUCGUGAGGCUCUCUUCCACUUCUCUACAUUGUUUGACAUGCUUGACAUGUGUGUGCCCCGUGAUAUUCCAGAGCGGAUGUUGAUUGAGAGGGAGAUAUUUGGCCGGGAGGCAAUGAAUGUCAUUGCGUGUGAGGGUUCAGAGAGGAUUGAAAGACCAGAAACAUACAAGCAGUGGCAGGUGAGGAAUCGGAGGGCUGGUCUUACACAACUUCCUUUGAACCAGGAGAUCAUGAGCAUAGCAAAGGACAGAUUGCAUGCUUACUACCACAAGGAUUUUGUAAUUGAUGAAGAUGGCCGGUGGCUCUUGCAGGGAUGGAAAGGACGCAUUGUCUAUGCACUCUCUUCUUGGAGGGCUGCUUAGUAGAUUGUCCUAUUUCAUCAGAAAGCAGCAUGUUUGUGUUAUGGCUUGUUGGAGGGCUUCGUGUGUAGCUUGAACCACAUGACUAUGUCAUGGCCUUCUGAUAUAUGAAGCUAAGGUAUUUAACUGUUUUGAUCAAAAUUCAAGAUUACCUCACUGUCAUUUAACUAUAUGUGGGUUAUCAUAUUUGCCAAUUAUACACUAUUUUGCUGCGCGGGUAAAAUGGAAUCAGAAUUUUGGUGGGCAUUAUUUCUCUUUGAACUUGGAACUCUAGUAUUUCCUACAGUUCAGUAGAAAAAGGGCUCCCAAAUGAUGAUUUUCUUUCCGUUGAUGGACUUGGGCCGAGGGCAAGAUUCUGUGAGGCUAUGACACAACAAUGGAACAGGACCGCUGCAAUCCAUGACUGAAAUCGAGACCGACAAGACAAAGCUGGAUCGAAAAAGCCAGAUUGCAUAUGCUACAACCAUGACUGAGAUUAUACAAGUUUAUCUCUGGGACCUGAAUGACCCUAUGAUUUUGGUGUCUACAAUAUGAGAGAAUUCAUAGUACUUCACUAAGGCCAUGGCCUUAGUGAAGUCGCGAAGAUGACCAAUCAACCUUUAAUCUAGUUUGUACCAACUUUUCAUCUGUAAAAGACUUGAGCAUUGUUAUAUUUAGUUUCUUUGAUGUGGGAAUUCAAGGUUUUCGCGACUACUCUAUAUGCUUACAGUUUUUCUUCUAAUUAAACAAACUUUUUACUCAGUA
Molecule: messenger RNA, 3372 nt
Organism: Rosa rugosa (rugosa rose)
Lineage: Eukaryota; Viridiplantae; Streptophyta; Magnoliopsida; Rosales; Rosaceae
Product: scarecrow-like protein 14
Exons: 2
Coding region: 418-2631 (737 amino acids)
Biological process (GO): regulation of DNA-templated transcription
Cellular component (GO): nucleus
Molecular function (GO): DNA-binding transcription factor activity; sequence-specific DNA binding
Source: RefSeq, a predicted model, not a curated record